AUGACAUCAGUCCGUGGCACGGUCACAAAAGUCUCCAACAGCCUUGUUGGCUACGUGUACCCCCGCAAUCAUAAUCUUAUCGCUGUAGAGCGGCUCUCCCGUGGUCAGCAGAAUGGCAACACUGGCACGAAGCGCAUCAGAUUGGAGGUUGUCGAUGAUUUUGCCGAUGAGAGCUUCACUCCAAAUACGGAAUCAUCCAAAACCAACCUCAUUUGGGUAGAUGAAUCGACGCGAAUCGCAUACUGGCAUCACAUAGCCCCUCUUGUCCGCACCUUGAGGGGUAUCUGCCACCGAAUCGAAAAGAGGCGGUCGCAAUCCAGGGAAGGGUCCCCUAUCACUCGACUGGACGACCAAACCCAGGAGCAGCAAAUUUAUGUCUUCGGCCCCUACCUUGACACUUUCCGGCAAACUGCUUGGAUAGUUGAGAGUGUCUACUCUCACACGUUCUUGGCAGGUUUGAAGACGAACUUCAAGGCCCCCCAGUCGGUCAUGGACUACACUUUCAGCCCUGAAGAAAACCUCGCCAUUACCGUGGCUCAGCGCUUAUUCGAGCAUUUCCCUGAUGAAUGCAAUCCUGUGCUGGUUGAGGCUGGCGUCUCACGCCGCAUUAUCAAAGGAAUCAGUGCUGACUUAGCCGCUCUGGCUAGUCGAAAGCCAAUGCCUGGACUCGUUCAACGGGCUGGCUUUGUUGGCAAGGUCAUGAAAUUUUUCCGAGGGCGUGAAAGCUUCGGCAUUGAAGUAUCUGAGGACCCGAUCUCAAGGAUCGACAUCGCAAUGCCCGGUAGCUUUCCAGAUAUCCAAACCAACAUCGAAGCUUUGGGUGAGGUGGAACCUUCCAUCAAGGCCACAGAUCAACGACAGAUCCCGCCCGCCCAGGAAAUCAUAAAACCAGGAAGUUACUGCCCUCCUGCAAGAACUACGGAAGCGUACACGUUUGUCAAAGACCAAUUGGCCGACAUCGCAUCCCAACGCAGAGCUGCGUACAAGAAUGCACCCCCAGGCAUUGUACCAGACGACUUGGUCUGUAGACCAAGCCCCAUUUCUGUCCUCAAAAGAGACAACCAUUCACCUGCUUCACUGAAGCGACUCCAGAAGUCAAGAGGCCUCAAAAGAGUGCAAUUCUCACCAUCCGCCAAGCAGUCUACCCCUUCACCGGCGAAAUCAAGGGGCUUCCUCAGCCGAAUUUUCGGCUCUCCUACCGUUUCCGAAUCACCACUGGGACGACACGUUGUUGGUGCCAGCCCUCUGAGCGAUUCUCAGGUUGACGGCUCGUCAGACGGCCCUAACACUACGAUGCCGAAUCGGUACUCUGGCGCCGCUCCAAAAUCUGACGAUGUAUCAGAAGAGAGCGACAGUGAGGAAAUCGCGGCUCGCUGUCAGCCUCAAUUGCUGGAGCAUCUCAACAAAUCCUUGAAUGGCCUUGAAGCUAAGGGAUUCUUCGCCAAGGGCGAACCGCAGGACUUGUCAUCCAGCCCUUCCAGCCCACUUACACCCCCGACCCUGGCAGGUCUGACCAUCUCGGACGACAAAGAGGAGGAACUUGAAGAUCUCUCUCUCGCCCUGCAGCUAUUGCUUGAUGUCGACGAGGCACGCCGAAGAGAGGAAGAGGAGAAGAAAGCUAGACAGGCAAAGGAGGAGAGAUUGUUGAAGACCGGUGGACUUCGCGCUCCCCAGAGACCUUUAGUCACCUCAUUACCGGCUGAAUGGGCUGAAAAGGUGCAAGCCACGAUGCAAGCCAAUCCCUCGCUGACACUCGCGACGACGGCUGAAAGUGUGCCCCUCAAGAAGCACGAUUUCGCCAUGGUAGUUCCACCAACUGUGUGGCUCAACGACGAAAUUGUGAAUGGCGCAUUGCAAUGGCUGGAUCGAUACGUCAAUGUGGCCGCAGGCGCCGUGGACGUGAAGGCACCGAACCGAGUGUGCGUCGCCAUGGGCUCAUUUUUCUACAAGAGACUGGAGGAGAACGGUGUUCAAAACACUGAACGAGCACUUCGCCGUUACGGAAUCAACAAGAACAAUUUUCUCAAACUGGAGACGAUUCUCAUGCCGAUCUGUAAGAACAACCAUUGGACAUUGCUCGUCAUCCGGCCCAAGAAGCGAACUGUAUCGCAUAUGGAUUCCUUCAACCCUGCGGGCUCAUCCACGCAUACUACUAGAGCCUUGAACUGGGUCCAGGCCUUCCUGGGCGGUGACUACAAGGCUAGCGAAUGGAAAGUAGUCAUCCAUGAGGCUCCUAUUCAGACCAACGGAUACGACUGUGGUGUCUUCACGAUUACCAACGGAAUGUGUCUUGCACUUGGCCUCAAUGCCAUCGACGCCUACUCGGGCGAGGAUUUGCCAGAACAACGCCUAAGAAUCGCCGGUAUGCUUCUCAACAAAGGCUUCAGCGGCGAAUUUGACCUCGCCGAUCUCUGA
Colletotrichum acutatum is the source of this 2415-nucleotide messenger RNA. Its product is annotated as Ulp1 protease family protein. Gene Ontology annotation, cellular component: nucleus. Bases 1 to 2415 code for a protein of 804 amino acids. The record is from RefSeq and is a predicted model, not a curated record. Gene Ontology annotation, biological process: proteolysis; protein desumoylation. Lineage: Eukaryota; Fungi; Ascomycota; Sordariomycetes; Glomerellales; Glomerellaceae. Gene Ontology annotation, molecular function: deSUMOylase activity. The transcript is spliced from 2 exons.